This is a messenger RNA of Sesamum indicum (sesame), 1173 nucleotides long. Its product is annotated as abscisic acid receptor PYL8. Gene Ontology annotation, biological process: abscisic acid-activated signaling pathway. Gene Ontology annotation, molecular function: signaling receptor activity; protein phosphatase inhibitor activity; abscisic acid binding. Lineage: Eukaryota; Viridiplantae; Streptophyta; Magnoliopsida; Lamiales; Pedaliaceae. The record is from RefSeq and is a predicted model, not a curated record. Gene Ontology annotation, cellular component: nucleus; cytoplasm.
GAGAGAGAAAAAUAUAUAGAAUUAAAUUUGGACCAUUGAGGCAAGUUGCAGGUGCCAAUGGCGGUGUGUUUUGGACUGUUGUGAAGUUUCUGACUCUCACUUUGAUUCUCAUUCACUCCCCCUUACCCACUACCCCAUUCCUCCAAUAUCCCACCCAACUGUUCCGGUGAAUCUUCUUGUACCGGUAGCUUUUUUCGGUGAUGGUCACCCCAAUGAACGGCGACAGGCGCACCGGCGGACCGGAGGAGGAUUUCAUCAGGAGGCACCAUAAGCAUGACGUCAGGGAAAACCAGUGCACUUCUUCUUUGGUUAAGCACAUCAAGGCUCCUUUGCCUCUUGUAUGGUCUUUGGUGAGGCGAUUUGAUCAGCCGCAGAGGUACAAGCCGUUUGUGAGUAGGUGUAUUGUUCAAGGUGAUUUGCAGAUUGGAACUGUUAGAGAGGUGAAUGUGAAGUCGGGGCUUCCGGCGACCACCAGCAAGGAGAGGUUGGAGCUGUUGGAUGAUGAGGAGCACAUUUUCAGUAUGCGGAUUGUCGGUGGGGAUCAUCGCCUCAAGAACUACUCGUCCACCAUCACUGUUCAUCCAGAGAUCAUUGACGGAAGACCAGGAACAAUGGUGAUUGAGUCGUUUGUGGUUGAUGUGCCUGAGGGUAACACCAAGGACGAAACAUGCUACUUUGUUGAGGCUUUGAUCAAGUGCAACCUCAAGUCAUUGGCUGAUGUCUCUGAGCGUCUAGCUGUGCAGGACAGAACCGAGCCAAUUGAUAGAGUCUGAGUGGGUUUGCUGAGAUUGCAGCUUGAGGAACCAAUCGAUCAGCUGUGCAGAAGAAUAUGAUCUUUUAACUAGAAGUGAGUUGAGAGACUGGUAUUCUGCCAAUCCUCCUCGGUGGCCUUGCAGCUAUCUUUAUCUGAUCCAUUAUUACUUUAAGAUGAUGGGGGUUUGUUGCUUAGUUUCUUGCGAUACUGUCUCUAUGUUCAGCCCACUCUUUCUGGAAUGAAGACCACCCGUUUUUCUUUGUUGUUGACUUUGUGUUGAGAUUGGGUUGUAAAUACUUUAGGGUAGGAGAUAAAAGAAAGACUUCAAUGUGUUUGGAGAUGAUGUUUUGUGUUGGAUACUGUCGUGAAAUUGCUAUUUGCUAUUACAAGUAACAUUUGGCGUUUGACGCCUUUGUAUU